AAAAUCGCGCUUGCCUAGCUUCUUCUUAUGCCUGCUCCAACGUUCUGUGUAAUGUUUUCCAUCCGAUCAUUUCUUCAGUCAUAACAGACGGUAUAUUCAGUAAAAAGUGGCGGAUUGUAUACAUCUCUAUCCAAUACGCUCGUUGAGUAGAAUUGCGCAAUCGCGUAAUUCAGGGUAAACUGGCAUUGGAAAAUGUCUAAAUUUGCAACGGUUAUGACUUAUUGAUGCUGUUUUGGUAUUUAAAAUUGCAGAAUAUUCAUGAGUAGCCUACUCACAGGCGUUGCACAAUUCCAGCUGGUAGCCUAGCUCGCGAUUAGAGCAAUGCAAAUCGUUCCGACAGCACAAAAAAAAAAAAAGAGAAAAGAAACACCAGUUAAAUACGCCCGAAGACCAUUAUCUGUAUUUCAGUACCGUGAACACUAGGGCUUACGCCUCUCAUACUCUUCCCGGUGGAGACUUCAUCAGUAGGCAGCUGUUUGUACUUGGGAAUCAAGCAACCAUGGUGGAUAAUGAAGUUUUUGCGUGUUUCGUUUUCUACAGCACGCUUCUUAUACUUAAAAUGUACAUCCUUGCAAUUAUUACGGGGCAACAACGACUUCAUCGAAAGGCGUUCUGUAACCCUGAAGAUGCCAUGAGACACGGAGGACUUCAGUACCACAGAGAAGAUCCCGAUGUUGAGCGAAGUAGGAGGGCCCAUCGAAAUGACAUGGAGAACAUCUUCCCUUUCUUGUUUCUGGGUGCAGUGUAUUCCAUAACCGAACCCACUUUACUUAUUGCCCGAGUUCAUUUCCAAGUCUUCUUUCUUGCACGAAUUAUGCACACUGUUGCAUAUUUGUUUGCCCUGAAAGCCCCUACUCGCUCUGUUUCUUACACAAUCGGCCAGGUGUCCUGCCUUUCCAUGCUAGUGCAGAUCCUCCUCACUGUGGGUUCACACUGGUGAAAUUAUGUCAGCAGCACCCAAUAUCAGGGACAUUGGUUCGCAAUUUUGAAUGCAUAGCAGGACAACAAAUGAAAAAUGUGCUCUGUGUUCUAUUUGUCAUGCUAUUUUAUAAUGUUCCUUAGUUGUCAUCUAUACAAGAUGUCAGUAUUUGAAGAAGACAAAGCCCUUGAAUUCACACAUGAAGGUUUUUAUAAAGGUUCUUGCCCCCCCUCCCAUAUUAAAGUUCAGCAAAUCAAAGGAUUUAAAAAACUAUUAAUUAAACUUGCAUUCAUUAGCCAACAAGCUAUUUGUGAAGGUGAAUAAGUGAAUUUUAAUUUACAUAUGUUUGCAGGGAACAUUUUAUGUAAAUUUAUCAUUUUGUUUCAUCACUACUUAUCACGGUAGCAUGACAGUGUUUGCUGUGACCUACCCAUCGCUCUGUAUUCAAACAGGAUGUGAAACUUGUUUUAAAUGACCUGACUGAGCUGGUCAAAUAUGGGACUGGGCUGGAAUUUAGACAGCUCAGUGUGAAGGGCCUGCUGGAGCGCAGUGAAUGUUGUGAUGUGUGCUUUUGUCUUGUUCAGGCUUGAUUGCUGCCGUGCCCUUCAGGGAAGGUUUUCUGUUGGCUUCUGAAGCGACUGCUUUAUGACCAGGGUUAUGCAGUGUCUGAAAGGCACUUUAUAGGAGGUAUUUUUAAGCUUUACAGUUGAUGCACAGGGUGCCAUUUACUGGAAUGAACCGUAACAUUUGUAGAUACACUGUUUAUCAGUUAUCAACCUGUUACCCAUACGUAUAAUGAUAUUACUUUGUGCUGAUACAGUUUUGUUAAUCAAACAUCGUAGCAUAACAAUAGAACUUUAAAGCAUUUUGAAGAUCCUGAAUGUGUUUCUUAAUGUGUUAUAUACAUCCUGAAUGUGUUUUGGUGUAGAAAAAUAGCUUUUAAUAGAGAGGAUUAUUUCCUUUCAUUAAUAUGUGGCUAUGUACAAUUACAGAAGAAAAAGGAUGAAAAAAAGAUUCACACUUGAAAGGAAAAAUAAGAUUAAUAUAUUUGUGAUAAAGAACAGUUUUUACUUAUAAAAAUAUUUAUAGAAUGUUUAUUUUUAUUUUAUAAUGACAAACUGUUGUCAAUAGGAAAGAGUCAGUGAGAUGCAGUAUUGAAAAGGUGUUGGGAUGUAUCUAAAAUGAUUUGUAAGUUGAAGAUGAGCACUGUAUUGUGGGUUUCUCUCAGUGGGUUGGUACUGUGGGGUCUAGAACAAUAUACUUGAGAGAGCAUGAUGAAACCAUGUGACGCCGCAUUGCCUAAAUUAAUCAUUGAUUUGUAACCUAGUGCAGUAUUCAUUUCUUAUGUAUUUCAUGUUAUCAUUCUGCUAUUUGACACAUUUUCUUUUUCAAUGUAAUUUGCAUGGAGGUAGGAUUGGAUUAGGUAUUAACUGAUAUUAUUAAGAAUAAUUAUUUUAAUAAAGCUUAUUGCUUUUUGCUUGUUUUAUCAAGGAAUGCAAAAAAUGUACCUAUGGAAUUACAGAAUUUAGAAGAAACCUUGAUUAACUUAACAAAAUAUUUAUUUUACUACUGUUGCGACUGCUUUUAUUUUAUUUCCAUUAACUUCUGCUUCAACAAGUAAUUAAUUCUACAAAUAAUUGCUUCUGUUUUAUGAGACACAUGCAAUACUGUCCUCUUAUCUAUGUUUCUUAAAGAUGGAAAGAUAUUUAGGAAUAAUUAUUUCUUCUCAUAUGUCUAGUUGCUUAAUAUGGUGGAAUAUUGUCAAGUUGUAGAGGACAUAUUAAAAGUAAUAGGAAAUGUUUUAUUUCCUGGUUUAUAGAUCAAAGGUGUGAAACACAAAAGAUAUUGUAUAUGUGAGGCAAUCCAUCAGCAAAUGUAAGCUUGCAUUUCAGAUAUAUCUCUGAAUGGAAAAGCUAGGCAUAGUAUUGAGCCAAUGCGAUAUUCUGUUUCGUGUGUUUAAAUGUAUGAGCCAAGGUCAUCUGCUGGUAUGCAGAAGGAAUUUAAGAAUCCAUCCUGUUUGUACCUUCCAGCUCCUGAAUAGCCCUUUGAGAAAAGUCUGUACCUGUGUGGUAAAAUCAAAAAAGGGAGAGUGGUCAGCCUUUUUCUUCUCAUUAAGGCACACCUUUCUACUUUUGACAAUGUUUAUACUAUUCUAAUAGCUUAGCUUUAUGUUAAAUUAAAGUAUGUUUUAGCAUUAAAUCGACUUAACUUUGAGUUUUCAAGUGUCAUUGUUAUUAUAAUUUUUCAGGAGUUAUCUAGUGAAGCAGGAGGAUCUGCUUUCCAAUGCUGGAGAGAUGUUAUGUGCUAGGCCCAAGGCCCAGAUUGCAGUCCUUUACAUAUCCAGGGCUUUAUUCCAGCAUUCUUCCCUGAGUUACAUAAAGGCCUCUGGACUGUACCCGAGGGGCUGGAAAGGGGAAGAGCCAAACAUGGGUUGUUUAUUUUACUGCUAAGACUUCAGUGAAAAUGAACUCUCUCUCUCACACACACACACACACACACACACUCUCACUCCUCUCUCACACACACACACUCUCACUCCUCUAUCUCACACACACACUCAUUCCUCUCUCUCUCUUUCUCUCUCCCACACAUACAUACAAAGCCUGUCUUUACCAUCAAAACCAAAAGCGUAAUUAUUAGUAUUAUCCUUACGCUUUAAUGUAAACGGUUUAGUGUUUGGUUUAAUGAAGGUGACUACCUGUUUUAACUUGUCUUCUGCUUACAAGGGAAAAUUUAAAAUGCUCUCGUCCACAGACACGCAAUACUCUUUGUGGAAGAGAGAUUACCCUGCUUCUGCCUAUAUAUUCCCUUCUCACGGGAUGAGUGCAAUGUAAUGUGAAGUAAAGCUUUCAAUUCUCUGCUGCCACUUCCUGUCUGUCCUGAGCUUAUGUUUCCUUGCGAAUGUAGUGAUUUAAUAAUCUCUACUUCUAUAUAAUAAAUUAUGCUUUGGUCACAUA
Molecule: messenger RNA, 3876 nt
Organism: Anguilla rostrata (American eel)
Lineage: Eukaryota; Metazoa; Chordata; Actinopteri; Anguilliformes; Anguillidae
Gene: ptges
Product: prostaglandin E synthase
Exons: 3
Coding region: 500-940 (146 amino acids)
Biological process (GO): prostaglandin biosynthetic process
Cellular component (GO): membrane
Molecular function (GO): prostaglandin-E synthase activity
Source: RefSeq, a predicted model, not a curated record